Molecule: messenger RNA, 4946 nt
Organism: Struthio camelus australis
Lineage: Eukaryota; Metazoa; Chordata; Aves; Struthioniformes; Struthionidae
Source: RefSeq, a predicted model, not a curated record
UGAAGUUCUCUAGAAGCGCUGCUUUGCUCAAGUACCUCCGUCCUGUCCUCUUCUCAGCGGUGCAUCUGAAGAGGUUGCUCUAUCUCAGCUUCCCAAUGUGAAGUGGAAAGAGACGCUUCAGAAGGGAUACUUGGAAAGCUGCCAGAUGUUUUGCUGUCUGCAGACAACAUUCCCAUAUUAGGUCUUUCGUGGUGCAUCAGAGAAGAAAAGGUUUUUUUUCCGCAUCCCUUCUUGAAUGUCCUCACUGUCAGUAGGAUCGAAGGUGGGAGACAACUCAUGACCACCAAACCGUGACGGGCUUGGCUUGCGCUGCUUCUGGCUGCUUGGAAUAAUCCCUGGGCCGCUGUGGAGAUGAAUGGAGAACAGCAAUAUGAUGCAGAUGCUGGUUCUGGUGUGGAAGAAAUGGAAUUCAAUUGGGAUGAGUAUCUAGAAGACACAGGAGCCACUGCCGCCCCCCAUGGAUCUUUUAAGCAUGUGGAUACAAGUUUGCAGAAUGGUUUUGCCCCUGGUAUGAAGCUGGAAGUUGCUGUCAAGUCUGACCAAAACACCUAUUGGGUAGCCACCAUCAUUACUACCUGCGGGCAGUUGCUCCUAUUGCGCUAUGACGGGUAUGGGGAGGACCGCAAGGCUGACUUUUGGUGUGAUAUCAUGACAGCUGAUUUACACCCCAUUGGCUGGUGCGAACAGAACAAGAAGAUUCUCAAAGUGCCUGAAGGUAUCAAGGACAAGAUACCUGACCAGGAGGAGUUCCUUCAGCGGGUGCUGAAAGGAGCAUGCAGUGCUCCCGCUAACUUGCUGGAGGGGCUUCACAGAGGGAAAAAUCCUUUGGAUCUCAUUGCACCGGGCUCCAGACUAGAGCUGCAAAACUUCCAGGAUUCCUUGGAAGCCUGGAUCGUCAACGUGGUAGAAAACGUGGGAGGGAGACUUAAGUUGCGAUACGAAGGUUUGGAGGAUUCUGACAAGUUUGACCAAUGGAUGUUCUACUUGGACCCUUUCCUUCAUCAAGUGGGGUGGGCAACUCAACAGGGAUAUGAGCUGCAACCACCUUUAGCCAUUAGGUCCUUGAAGAGUGAAGCAGAUUGGCAAGAGAUCCUGAAGAAAGUGAAAGAGGAGGAAGAGGAGUCAUCGGUUCCUACUGAUCUCUUCAAGGACAAGCCUGUGAUUGGCGUACAUUCAUUCUCUGAAGGCAUGAAGUUAGAAGCUGUGGACCCACUGGCUCCAUUUGUCAUCUCUCCUGCUACGGUUGUCAAGGUAUACGAUGAAAAAUAUUUCAUGAUAGAAAUUGAUGACUUGAGACCAGAACGCACAACCAGCCAGUCUUACAUUUGUCAUGUCAACAGUGCUGGUAUUUUCCCUGUGCAAUGGAGUCUGAAGAAUGGCUUGCAUCUCAGUCCCCCACUAGGUUAUCCUGGGCAGGACUUUGAUUGGGCAGACUACCUCAAACAAUGUGGUGCUGAGGCAGCUCCCCAGAGCUGCUUUCCUUUGUUCACUUCUGACCAUGGAUUUAAAGAGAAUAUGAAACUUGAGGCUGUGAACCCAGUUGAUCCUGAGGAAGUCUGCAUUGCUACAGUCACCAAGCUGAAAGGUUCCUACCUCUGGCUUCAGCUGGAGGGCUCCAAAAAGCCCGUUCCUGACUGUAUAGUGAGCGUGGAAUCAAUGAAUAUAUUUCCAGUGGGUUGGUGUGAGACGAAUGGAUAUCAGCUCAGACCUCCUCGCAGAGCAAUAGUAAACAAGCAGAAAAAAAUUGCAGUAGUUCAACCAGAGAAACAAAUUUUGUCUUCAAGGACAGUUCAUGAUGGACUAAAGAACCAGGAGCUGAACUCUUCUGACUCAGUGGUAAUUAAUGGCAAGUACUGCUGCCCAAAGAUCUACUUCAACCACCGGUGCUUCUCGGGGCCUUACCUUAACAAAGGCAGGAUUGCCGAGCUCCCUCAGUCCGUGGGACCUGGGAACUGCGUGCUUGUUCUGAAAGAGGUUCUCACUCUGUUGAUCAAUGCAGCUUACAAACCCAGCCGUGUCCUUCGAGAACUUCAGCUGGAUGAAGAGGCUGCGUGGCAUGGGCAUGGAGAAACCCUGAAAGCCAAGUACAAAGGGAAGAGUUACCGUGCAACUGUGGAAGUUGUGAGGACAGCAGACCGAGUGGCAGAUUUCUGCAGAAAGACGUGCAUCAAACUGGAAUGUUGUCCAAACCUCUUCGGUCCUCAGAUGGUGCUGGAUAAGUGCUCGGAGAACUGCUCCGUCCUAACGAAGACUAAAUACACACACUAUUAUGGAAAGCGGAAAAACAAGCGGAUAGGUAGGCCACCGGGUGGCCACAGUAACCUGGAAGUAGCCAUGAAGAAGCCAAAUAAAAGGCGGAAGAGGCGAAAACAUUUCUUUGUUCAUAAGAAAAAGCGUUCCUCUACUUCAGUGGAUAACACUCCAGCUGGAUCUCCCCAGGGCAGUGGGGGAGAAGAGGAAGAUGACCAGGAUGAGGUUGAUGAAGAAUCUCUGACUGAGGAUAGUACCUCAGAGCAGCAGGACGAAUUGCUUGAGGAGUCAGAAGUGUCGGAGAAGAAAUCUCUGUCAUCCUCUCCUACGCAGAGCGAACUGUCUCAUUCCCUGGCUCAGGACCGAGACAAGCGGAAGAGGAAGCUCAGGACCUUUUCCUUUUCUGAUGAUGAAAAUAAACCUCCUUCACCAAAGGAAAUAAAAAUUGAAGUUGCUGAAAAGCUGCAGCUAGACAGUAACCCUCUGGAGUGGAGCGUGUCUGAUGUUGUACGGUUCCUCAAGUCUACUGACUGUGCCCCGUUGGCAAGAAUUUUCCUCGAUCAGGAGAUUGACGGCCAGGCACUGCUGCUGCUCACUUUGCCCACUGUUCAGGAGUGUAUGGACUUGAAACUUGGGCCAGCUAUUAAACUUUGCCAUCAUAUCGAGAGGGUCAAACUUGCCUUUUAUCAGCAGUUUGCUAACUGAGGAGCAGCCAAGUUGAAGUGGACCUUUGAAGCACAACUACAGCAACAUGCUCCUUUGGCAACCAAAUGAAGCUAAAUUGAGGCUCUGGCAACCGAAGAGCAUCUGUCAGCCUCAGUUUUUCGCUUUGAGGAAAGGAAGACAACAUCUGGAGCAAAAUGCCAAUGCAAACACGGGGGCUACUCUGCCAGCUGCCAGCUUGGGAACGCGAUAGUCUCUUGCUCUAUGGUUCCCUUUUUUAAAUGUAUUUUUUAAUGAUUACAGAAGCGUCUCCUGUGGUGGGAAAUGACAUUUCGGUAGUUCUGUUGGCACAGAACUGUAAAAGGAGCAACGGAUCCUGUUUACGUUAGCAUGCAGGCUGCCAGAAACAACCUUUCUCUGUUCCCGAUGAUUCACAGAGUCCCCUUCCCCUCCCUGUGGGCGAACACGGCACUGGCGUUGGAACGUGCUCCUUGCACGUCUGUGUGUUAAUGUUGAGGUUUUUUUAAAAAAUUUGUUCAUUGUUAGGACAACAAUGUGGCCACAGGGUUCUGAAUGUACAGUAUGGCAAGAGUGUGGUUUCUUUUUCUUUUAUUUUUUUUACUGUAUUUUAUUUUUUUGUUUUACUACCUCCGUAGCUUGAACAGUAAAAGUGAUGAUCUAGAAAGGGAGGGAACUACUACUUCUGGACAAGUCAUAGGUAGCUGCACAGCAGCCUCUCUUCUGGAGGCGUGUCAGAAUUACAAACCAGUAUCAGCCUGCAGAGCUGCUGUUCCAAAGCUUUAGCUGAAACCUGUGUCGACUUAACUUGGAUGCUACCUUGUACUCAGCUGUCAGAAAACGUAAUUAUUUUGCACUUCUCUUACAGAUGGGCUGUAGGAAGAAAGGAAGGAAAGAGAAAGUGCCUCUGCAUUUUCUGUGUUUUGGUUGUGAAGUUACUUCCUUUUCCUCGUAACAGUUAAUUGGGCUGCGUACACAGAGCCUGGCAGCAGCUCUUUGCUUUGCUACCUGAACGCACGCCUGUUUGGAGUAUACACUAAGAAAACUGCAAUCAAUAGAGGCCUGCUCUACCCGUGUUUUCAUGCUGGAAACUAUAUUAGGAGCAUGACUUUUUUUUUUUAAACUGUUUAGUGUUACUCAGGAUCAGACUGAAGAAGGAGGUUUUUCUGUUUGUUUGCUUUUGUGUGCCGCCUUUGGAGGGGCAGAGAGGGAAGAAAAAGGACCAGCUAGUUCCAUCAGUAGACCCGCGGUGGUGAUGGAUUGCUAAUUUUAAUUUUCCAGGGUAAUAAAACCCAGUCAGCCACUAGCUUUGGACCUGUGCUUUACACACUUUAAGUAACAGAGCUUACCUACUUUCCAUCCACGUUGUGGGAAACUUGCGUCAGGCUUGAGAUCUGCUUCAAAUAAGCAUUCGGUUUCAAAUGCCUUGCAUUCAUCUGCUCUGCCUAUUCUCACGCGCGUUUGGAGAGCAUGGGCUGGAGCUUUGUGUGUGCAGCUAGGAAGUAUGCACCUCCCAUGUCCUUUCUCCCCGUCAGUUAGGUUUCUGCAGAAAGCCCCCAGCAUACAAAGACCUGUGAGCUAGAAAAGUGCUCGCUGUAGGAAUUUCUUUAGGAAAGACACUUUAGUUUCUGACAAACAGUGGUUAGUCUGGUCAAAGGGAUGGAUUCAAGCUCCUCUGAGGCCUGAUAGGACUGGUUGGUUUGAUGCUGUGAGCUGUAGGAUUCGAUGAGGAGGCACUCUGUAAGCUAAGAACUGGGUUUGCACAGUCUGUGCAUCCACCGCGUGAGCAAAGCCGCUUUUGAUUUCCUUGUGUUGUAAGCCUCUUGGAAUAACUGCCUGGUCGAGGCAGGAGUGCUAAAAUACAAAGAGUUGUUUUUCCGUUCCGGAAUGAAAAUGUAAAUGCCUGACAAACUGCUUACUAGCUCAGUAUUCUUGGGUGAGGGACGGGGAAGGAGUGGGUGACUAGACCAGUUUUCCUCCCAAAUUAUAAGUAGAGUCUGAAAAUAAAGUUAAAU